This is a messenger RNA of Alligator mississippiensis (American alligator), 4279 nucleotides long. It is a transcript of the gene CHPF, whose product is annotated as chondroitin polymerizing factor. The coding region runs from base 571 to 2862 and encodes 763 amino acids. The transcript has 4 exons. Lineage: Eukaryota; Metazoa; Chordata; Crocodylia; Alligatoridae. Gene Ontology annotation, molecular function: glucuronosyl-N-acetylgalactosaminyl-proteoglycan 4-beta-N-acetylgalactosaminyltransferase activity. Gene Ontology annotation, cellular component: Golgi cisterna membrane. The record is from RefSeq and is a predicted model, not a curated record.
CGGCGCCGGAGGCGGCAGCGGCGGCGGCGACGCGGGACGGAGGGAGACGCCCCCGGCUGCGGGGCCCGGACCCGCCCGGGACCCCCCCGGACCCCGCCCCCUCGGAGCACCCCAACCCCUCCCUGCCCCCCCGCCUCCUCGCGGACCCCCGCCCGGGCCCCGCCUGCAAGGAGCGCCCCAACCCCGCCCCCUCGCGGACCUCCGCCCCGCCCCGCCCCCAAGGAGCACCCCAACCCCCGCCCCCUCGGGGACCCCAGACCCCCACCGGGGCCCCCGCCGCGCCCCGGGUCCCUGCCCCCGCGGAGCACCCCAGCCCCCUUCCCCGGCGCCCCCCCUCCCCCUCGGGGGACCCCGCCCCCCUGUCCUGGGACCCCUGCCCACCCCCCAGCCCUGCCCCAGGCCCCCCUUGCCCAGACCCCUGGGCCUGAUCCAGGCCUGUCGCAGCCCCCCCCCCCCCCCCCCCGGUGGCCCCAGGGACUGCCUGGCUUGGACACCCCGCCCGCCCGCCCGCCCGCCCCGGGACCCCCGCUCUGCCCCUGGUCUGGGGGCGCGGCGCUGCGCGGCGCCAGCAUGCGCCUGUCGCUGGUGCUGUCGCUGCUGCGGCCGGCGGGCCUGGUGGCCGUGGGGGUGUCGCUGGGCUUCACGCUCAGCCUGCUCAGCGUCACCUGGGUGGAGGAGCCCUGCGGGCCGGCGCCCGGCGACCCCCCGCGCCGCGGCCCCGGCACCGGCACCGUCGCCCGCCGGCCCAGCUCCGUGCCGGCCCCCGGCCCCGAGCCCGGCGACCCCUGGGAGCCACGCGUGCUGCCCUACAAGCCCGCGCCCCCCGGCGCCGCCACCAAGAAGGCCGUCAGGACGCGGUACAUCAGCACGGAGCUGGGCACGCGGCAGCGGCUGCUGGUGGGUGUGCUGACGUCGCGGGGCACGCUGAACACACUGGCUGUGGCGGUGAACAGGACGCUGGGGCACCGGCUGGAGCGGCUGCUGUACUUCACGGGCACGCGGGGCCGCAAGGUGCCGCACGGCAUGACGGUGGUGACCCACGGCGACGAGCGGCCCAUCUGGAACAUGUACCAGACCGUCCGGCACCUGCUGGACCACCACGUGGCCGAGUUCGACUGGUUCUUCCUGGUGCAGGACGACACGUACACGGAGGCGCACCGUGUGGCACGCCUGGUCGCCCACCUCAGCAUCGACACGCAGCUCUACCUGGGCCGGCCCGAGGAGUUCAUCGGGGGUGACACUGAGGGGCGCUACUGCUACGGCGGCUUUGGCUACCUGCUGUCGCGCAGCCUGCUGCUGCGCCUGCAGCCGCACCUGGAGAACUGCCGCAACGACAUCCUCAGCGCCCGCCCCGACGAGUGGCUGGGCCGCUGCAUCAUCGACUACACCGCUAUCAACUGCGUGGAUGAGCACGAGGGCCUGCGCUACCAGUACUUUGAGCUGGGGAAGAACACGGACCCGGAGCGGGAGACCGACCCUCGCUUCCACGGCGCCUUCACCGUGCACCCCGUGCUGGACCCUGUCCAGAUGUACCGGCUGCACAAGCACUUUGCCCAGGUGGAGCUGGAGAGGACCUACCAGGAGAUCCAGCAGCUGCAGCUGGAGAUCCAGAACACCAGCAGCCUGUCCGCGGACGGAGACCACAGUGCCACGUGGCCCGUGGGCAUCCCACCGCCGUUCCAGCCCAAGACACGCUUUGAGGUGCUGCGCUGGGACUACUUCACAGAGGAGCAGGUGUACGCCUGUGUGGACGGCGCUCCCAAGUGUGAGCUGCGUGGCGUGGACCUGGCAGACGUGGCUGACGUGGUGGCCACAGCCAUGGAGGAGCUGAACCGCAAGUACCAGCCAGCACUGCACCUCCGCAAGCAGCAGCUGGUGAACGGGUACCGGCGCUUUGACCCCACGCGGGGCAUGGAGUACACGCUGGACCUGCAGCUGGAGGUGGUGACACAGAAGGGGCACAGCCGCUCGCUCACCCGGCGCGUGCACCUGGUGCGGCCCCUCAGUGAGGUGGAGAUCAUCCCCAUGCCCUACGUGACGGAGGCCAGCCGCAUCAACGUCAUCCUGCCACUGACGGCCCAUGACCGCGAUCGCGCAGGCCGCUUCCUGGAGGCCUAUGCGGCGGCCGCCUUCGAGAGCGGCGAGAACGCUGUGCUCACCUUCCUCUUCAUCUACGACCCCUUUGAGGCCCAGCAGGUGGCACAGAACGACGUCUUUGCCGCGGUCAAGGCCAAGAUCACCGAGUACGAGCGCAAGUACGCAGAGGUCAAGAUCCCCUGGAUCAGCGUGAAGACGGACGCGCCCUCCCCAAUCAAGGUCAUGGACAUCAUCUCCAAGAAGCACCCCGUGGACACGCUCUUCUUUGUGGCCGGUGUGGGCACCGAGGUCACCAUCGACUUCCUCAAUCGCUGCCGCAUGAACACCAUCAACAGCUGGCAGGUCUUCUUCCCCAUCCACUUCCAGGGCUACCACCCGGCCAUCGCCUACCCCCACCAGGUGCCGCCUGCCAUCCUGGAGCUGGGGCGGGACGCGGGCCACUUCGACCGCCACGCCUUCCACGAGGCCUGCUUCUACAACGCCGACUACAUGGCGGCGCGGACCCGCCUGGCGGGCGAUGCGCAGGAGAACGAGGACAUCCUGGAGACCCUGGACAUCUACGACAUGUUCGUCAAGUACUCCAGCCUGCACGUCUUCCGGGCCGUGGAGCCCGCCCUGCUGCAGCGCUACCAGCAGCAGGCCUGCAACCCCCGCCUCAGCGAGGACGUCUACCACCGCUGCGUGCAGAGCAGCCUGGAGGGGCUGGGCUCCCGCUCCCAGCUGGCCAUGGUGCUCUUUGAGCAGGAGCAGGGCAACAGCACCUGAGCUGCUGGCCGGGGGCACCCAGCCCAGCCCAGCCCUCCUGCCUGCCCUGUCAGCCCGGCUGGCUGGGCCCAGCCUCCCCCGAGGGCACUGGCUCCCUGCGGACAGUGGGAGCCGGGAUGAGUGAGGACGGGGACUCGGACCCUUGGCUCUGCAGCAUCGGGGGCGUGGGACUGGAGGUCGGGAUGUUGGCGGGAGCCAGGGGUCUCCCGAGCCGGGUGAGGGGAGCGGCUGGCAGAUGGGCUGGCCUGGGAGGCAGGACCCUGAGGUCUGGUUCCGGUGCUGGCGCUGGCGCUGACGCUGGCCAUGGGACCUUGCUCACUGCUUGUGCGGGGGCAGUGACACGGGCUGGCCCCAGGCAGCGCACAGUGGCAACGCUGGUGCUCGUGGCAGGAGGCGCUGGGCUGGCUGGGCCCUGCUCCCUGCCCUGCACCCUCCAGUCCCUGGAGCCGCCCUCAGAGUCCGGAUGCUUUUUCCAGGCUUCCAGGCAACGUGUGCAGGACGCCAGAGCCUCUGCCCCUCCCCAGGCAGCACGAGUGCGUGGCUCCCGUGUCCGGAUGCUUGGCCUCAGGCGUGAGGGGGGCACAGGGGUCCGGGGCAGCUUGGCCUCGUUGUCCUCUUGGCCUCCGGCCUCCUGCCCUUUGAGCCGCACCAGCUCCUGCACCCGGGGCUGGGCAUCCCCUUGGGCCUCAUAGCCCCAGCCAUGGGCUGGCGGCUCAGCUCCCUUUGCACCCCGGGGGCUUGCAGCUCCACCCAGGGCCCUGGUUGCUGGGGAAAGGUGGAGGUGCGGGGCUGACUUGACCCUCGUGCAGCAAUAAGGAGUAUAUUUCCAGUGAUGUGCAGCUUUAGCAGCAGCCCCUCAGCCCGGUCGCCCCAGGGUGAUGGUGCUGCAGGCUCUGAGGGGAGCUGGGACCCUCCGCACCCACGUGCGACGUGCUGCUCCCCAUGGGAACCGUGACCCAGGCCGCUUCGGCCUUCGCAGUAUUUCCGCAGGACGGGAGGAGGCCGCCGCCUCGGACGAGAGCCCCACAAGUGGCUUGAGCCAUCUCUGCCGCUGCCCCGCGGGGCCCGAUGGCCUCGGUCCUGCCGGCAGCCAGGCCAGCUGCUGCCAUCGUCCUCCAUGCUGCCAGCGUCUGCCCGUGGAUGUCCCGCGCUGGCUGCAGGCAGGGCCAGGGCCAGGGCAACCGUGUUGGCAGUGGGCCCCGCAUUGCACCAGGCACCAGCGACUUGGACUGGGCUGGCAGCGGGCAGAGCCGGGGUCGCCCCAGCUAGCGCGGCCGGGGCCAGGCUGGAGCGGCUGUGAGUCUCCUAAGGAGAAAGUGACUGUGGAGCCAGCCGUGCUCCAGGCUUGUAUUUAACAAUGGGGGUGGAUGGGUGGAGCGGGCGGUCGCGUUUACACUUGAAUAAACCAGAGAGAUGA